AUGAAUCCGCGCCAAACCACACGAACUGUCCAGUCAGUCUGGCCGUUGUCUGGUCGCUACGGCCGGCUUUACCGGUGGUUAGCAAAAGUAGGUGUCAUCAUCAUUUUUGCCGUCCGCGCCUGUCCUUUUCCUGCUCCCGUCCACUGCACCUCCGCCAGCAUCCGCCGUAACAUCACCAGACAGUUGGCUUGGGCAGUUGGGGGCGCUGCGGUCUCUGCAAGCGCACUCUCGGACAUAAUAGCCCGUGGCAGGUUAACCUUUAUUCAUCCUGAAAAAGCGGUACCAUUCGAAACUACCUACAGUUACCCAUUGAAAAAAGCCCUGGUUACGGGACUCAGGCUGCCCGGGCUACUUUGCUGCCUUCCCGCCUAG
Messenger RNA from Protopolystoma xenopodis, 372 nucleotides. Lineage: Eukaryota; Metazoa; Platyhelminthes; Monogenea; Polystomatidea; Polystomatidae. The record is from the annotation of a GenBank genome assembly.